Messenger RNA from Aedes albopictus (Asian tiger mosquito), 7362 nucleotides. RefSeq lists its product as uncharacterized. NCBI's taxonomy places the organism in Eukaryota, Metazoa, Arthropoda, Insecta, Diptera, Culicidae. The record is from RefSeq and is a predicted model, not a curated record. The transcript is spliced from 2 exons. Gene Ontology annotation, biological process: DNA integration. Bases 509 to 6886 code for a protein of 2125 amino acids. Gene Ontology annotation, molecular function: nucleic acid binding.
CGAUAGCCCUACCUUGUAUUGAUUAACCCUGCAUCCUUCACCGUCUAACGUCAUUCAGUGUAUACUUGUGAGGGAGAUGUUGGGAAGACUGACGUUUAGAUAUAGCAGUCAAAACACUAUUGAACUAGAAACCUAUUGAUACACGUGAAUUAAACUAAAAUUUGAUUAUUUUGAAUUCCUAAAACUACUAUUUGUGCUUAAAAUUAAUCGUUGUUCUUAUUCUACGUAAUCAACGAGCACAAACGUAGAGCUGCUGUACGGUGAAUUUAUUUACAAUUAAUGGACUAAAAUCUGUAAGUAAAAACUGACUGCACACUUGAACUUAUGCUAAAAUAAAACCUAUUUACAGCUUAAAGCUAAUCCUACAGUAAAAGUGGAGUGCUAAAUAGAAGUCCGAAAGUUUUUGAGUCGUAAAAUUCACCUGUCAGCCAACAAAUCUUUAAGAGAUUUUAACACAACCUGUUUGAGGUUAUUCGAUUUUUGACCACUCGAUCUGCGAAAAGGAGCAAUGUCAAACACUGCUGGACGUCGUGCUAACUGCACAGUGCGAAUGCUUACGGAGGAGGAAUCCAUGCAAGAUGUCAAUUGCCCUGCCUGCAAUCGGCCAGACGUUGCCGAUCGUAUGAUGGUGCAGUGUGACUCAUGUGAUUUGUGGUAUCACUUCACAUGUGUGGGAGUGGAUGAGUCGGUGAAGGAUCGUAGUUUCCGCUGCGGACGCUGCUCACGUCUAUCGUCUAGAGCAUCUUCACGUACAGGACAAUCAUCUUCUACUGCUGGCAUCCGUGAAAUGAUUGAGCUCGAAUUACAGCGUAUUGAAGAAGAAAAGCAGAUGCAAGACCGAUUGAUCCGUGAAGUAGAGGAGCACGAAAAGUCUUUACGUGAACGGGCAAUGCAGGAAGAGUUGGAGAUGAAGCGAAAAGCGAACCAAGAAAAGUGGCAACGAGAGAGGGAGUACAUAAGCAAGAAGUACAAUAUACUGCAGUCUGCAACGGAGGUAGGAGAUAGUGUGAGCCGGAAGAGUCUACGUAGUAACCGAAGCACCAGUAGCACGGUACGUCGAUGGUUAGAAACCCAGAUCAAUGCGGCCGCGGUAGAAGUUACAACGAGUGUCAUCACCCCAGUGACUACCGUGUCGUAUACUGGAACGAUCCCGAAACGCACCACUGCACCGGAUAGUGUUGCCAGUAGCAAACUAGUCACAUCAGCUCCGACAACCAAUAUUGCAGAACAGGCACAUAUUGUCCCUAGUUCCGAUCAGAACUCGUUGUACAGCAUAGCUGUCGGAGGAGUAGCUUCGCCAGAAUGCCCUCAAUCCGUCGGCGCCACUGGACAACUGGACGCCGUCUCAGUUCCAACAUCGACAUGUGUUCCCGAGUAUCUAACAACCGAAGACGAUGUGAUAUCUCCUCCCACAACGAAGCAAUCAGCCUUAUCAAAGGCAUAUUCGCGAAUCUCGACGGCGGCAUUGAUGAGUCAGGCGAACUUGGAGCAACAAGUGCGGGAUCUUCAACGUCAACUGGAUAGCCUUCAAACUAUGCGUAAUCACCAGACUCAACCGAGUCGAUCCAGCCAGCCAUCCAAUGCGUGCGACACGGGGAUACACGGUAGGGUACCGUGUGAAGGUAGGUCGAAACCGUCCGUUGUCACAUUUUCGACGGGUCAAGUGGAUCCACCACGCUUCGGGGAACCUUUGUUCAAUUCGACUCCGGCAACAAUCUCUUACAUCCCUAGGGUACCGAACAGUGUUUUCCUUGGCUCUUCGUGUCCGCCAGCAUCAGCUAAUGUUCCUCGCACCAUGCAUCAUCCCUCCGUAACAAGUAUCCCAAGUUACCCUAACCCGAUCUCGUCACCAUUGGUUGUGCCGAGUUUCCCACCAAUCGAUACGGUUUAUAGUCCGACUGCCCAGCAACUUGCAGCUCGGCAUGUUGUGCCGAAGGACCUUCCACAGUUCGAUGGGAAUCCGCUGGAUUGGCCACUUUUCUUUAGUAGUUACGCCAACUCUACUCAGAUGUGUGGUUACACCGAUGCGGAAAACCUCAUGCGGCUACAACGUUGUUUAAAGGGAAAUGCUCUUAGUGCGGUCAACUACCAGUUACUGCACCCUUCCUCCGUACCCCAAGUACUAGACACCUUGCGCACAUUGUAUGGUCGUCCCGAACUGAUUGUAAAUUCUCUGCUCAACAAGGUACGAUCUACGCCAGCACCUAGAGCCGAUAAAUUGGAAAGCGUAAUCAGUUUCGGUCUCGUAGUGCAAAAUCUGUGUGGCCAUCUUCGGGCAAUGGGUAUGAAUAACCAUCUUUCAAAUCCUACCCUCCUGCAAGAAAUGGUAAGCAAGCUGCCGGCAAGUGUGAAACUUAGCUGGGCUCUGUACCAGCACCAAAUUUCAUCAGUAGACUUAAGUACGUUCGGGGAUUUCAUGUCUACCAUCGUUUCUGCCGCCAGCAACGUUUCUUUCAAUACUGAUUUCGAACCAAAACAAGACAAGUCGAGAGUGAAAGAAAAGGGAUUCUUAAACGCGCACGACGAUGGAGAAACAUCGAAGCGACAAACCGAAUAUCAACAGGAUAUCAAUAUCGGGGAAAAAACAUCGGUUCACGCGAAGCCAUGCCCAGUCUGUGAAAAACUGGGCCACAAGGUGAAAGAAUGUUUUAAGUUCCAGAAAAGUACUAUUGAUGAGCGAUGGAAGCUAGUGCAGCAGUUACAGCUUUGUAGGCGUUGCUUGACCACACACGGUAAGUGGCCGUGUAAAGCUCCAGCUUGUGGAUUGGACGGGUGUGAGUUGAAACACCAUAAGUUGCUACAUUCGGAGCAACAGGAACCUUCAUCAAUCAACGAAAAAUCAUCACCAGUGACCGCUAAGAUAAAUCUUCAUCGUCAAGGACUACGUUCAACGCUCUUCCGGAUUAUUCCAGUUCGCUUAUACGGCAAAGACGCGACAGUCGAUGUGCUAGCCUUCUUGGACGAUGGCUCUUCAUAUACACUGGUAGAAACAGCAGUCGCAGAUCAGCUAGGAGUCGGAGACGGAGAAGUACAACCGCUGUGCCUGCAGUGGACAAACAACGUUACACGCACAGAAACCAACUCAAAGGUCGUGCAGUUGAAUAUCUCCGGUAUUUCUGGUGGUAAGCAAUACGCGCUGGAUGAAGUGCGAACGGUGGAGAGCCUCUGUUUGCCACCACAAUCCCUUCGUUACGAUGAGCUGGCACAACAGUUCCCCCAUCUUCGUGGAUUGCCGGUGAACAGCUACAAUGGAGACGUCCCUCGCAUCCUGAUCGGUUUAGAUAACACCAACCUAAUGGUGACUCUGAAGAUGAGGAUGAGGAAACCUAGAGAACCAGUUGCAACGAAGACCAAGCUGGGCUGGACAGUCUACGGCAACGUGGAAGGUUUGGACGACCCGCCCGAACAUAGACUGCUUCACAUUUGCGAAGGACCAUCCGACCAUGAACUGCAUAGAUUGGUUGAAAAUUUCUUUUCCGUUGAAUGUACUGGAGUCAAAGUCGCUCCUAUAGUAGAAGCAGAUGACGACCGUCGGGCUCGAGAAAUAAUGGAGAACACAACAGUCCGUACGCCAUCUGGUAGAUUCGAAACGGGGCUAUUGUGGCGGUACGACCAUUUUGAGUUUCCUGAAAGCCGUUCAAUGGCAGAGCGACGACUACGGUGUCUCGAGCGUAGGCUGUCGACGGACGCAGAGCUCAACGACAAAGUGAAGAAGCAUAUGGACGAGUUGGAAUCAAAGGGCUAUAUUCGUAAAGCGACACGCCGUGAGUUGGACUCCUUCGACCCCCGAAGAACUUGGUUUCUCCCCCUAGCACUAGUUUUGAACCCAAACAAACCAGGCAAAAUACGUAUGGUUUGGGAUGCUUCUGCAAAGGUAGAAGGAGUAUCAUUUAACUCGAUGCUCCUAAAAGGACCUGACCUCCUCACAUCGCUCCAGUCGGUUCUUCAUCGCUUUCGUCAACGUCAGAUUGCCGUAGUCGGAGACAUCAGAGAGAUGUUUUUCCAACUCCUUAUCUGUCCAGAAGACCAACAAUCACAAUGUUUCGUCUGGCGUGACGAUCCGUUGUCUCCUACCGAUGUUUACAUUAUCAAUGUUGCGACCUUUGGGUCGACAUGCUCGCCAUGCUCGGCCCAGUAUGUAAAAAAUCGCAAUGCAGAAGAAUGGAGGUGUCAAUUCCCAGAAGCCGUCGAUGCCAUUAUCCAUAACCACUACGUGGACGAUUACCUCGAUAGCAAGGACACCGUGGAAGAAGCCAUACAAAUAGCCCUUGAGGUCAAAGAAGUUCACGCUAAAGGCAAAUUCGAACUGCGUAAUUGGUUAUCUAAUUCGGAAGAAGUUGUUCGACGAGUCGGGGAAAGCUCUAAUAGCGAUAACAAGAACUUUGCCAUGGACAAAGUGGCAGGAGUAGAGCGAGUUCUCGGUAUGCAGUGGAUGCCUGCUACGGAUCACUUUACAUUCUCACUGUCAUUGCGGGACAACGUCGAGCAGCUGCUUGUUGGGAAUAAAAUACCUACGAAACGAGAAGUUCUUCGAGUCGUUAUGAGUAUUUUCGAUCCACUGGGGUUGGUAGCAGCAUAUGUAGUACACGGCAAAUGUUUGGUGCAAGAUAUUUGGAGAAGCAAAGUGGAUUGGGACCAGAAAAUCCCGGACGAAAUCUUCAAGCGCUGGUGCCAAUGGACACACGCACUUCGUGGGCUGUCCGCAGUGUCAGUACCACGUUGUUAUUUCCCAGGUUACAGCCUAUCCAGCCUACAGAAUAUUGAGCUGCAUGUGUUUGUGGACGCGAGUUUGGUGGCCUUCUCCUGCGUAGCAUACUUUCGAGUCUUUGAUCAUGGUCAAUUUCGCUGUGCUUUGGUAUCGGCGAAGUCCAAAGUCGCCCCAUUGAAGCCGUUAUCCAUCCCACGUUUAGAACUCCAAGCAGCUGUGAUAGGGAGUCGACUAAUGAAAUCAAUUCAAGAAAGUCACUCCUUACCAAUUCAACGUCGAGUAUUAUGGAGCGAUUCGAGCACGGUUUUGUCAUGGAUCCAGUCAGAUCAGCGAAAGUAUCGACAGUUCGUGGCGGUUAGAGUUGGCGAAAUCCUUAGUCAAACAACGAUCGAAGAAUGGCGAAAAGUUCCAGGAAAGCUGAACGUUGCGGAUGAGGCGACCAAGUGGGGCGAAGGCCCAUGUUUUGAUAAGCAAUCUCGGUGGUUUUCUGGCCCGGAGUUUCUAUACAAGGACGAGACGGAAUGGCCUUCCAACAAACUACCGAAGCCGGAUUCUACAGAAGAGCUGCUCGCAGUUCAUGCACAUCACCGGGAAGUUCCUGCGUCAUUCAUUGAUUUCAAACGAUUCUCGAAGUGGGAACGGCUUCAACGUUCGGUGGCAUACACACUUCGAUUCUGUGGAAAAGUUGCUGGAAAAGUUUGUCAUGAACAAACAAAGGACGGCGCACAUUUGACGCAGGGUGAGCUACAGGCAGCAGAGGAAGCGAUAUUUCGAUGGAUACAGGCAGAAGCAUACCCGGACGAAGUUUUUGCGAUCAAGAGAGAGCAACUGCGGAAUUCAAAUGUGACACCGAAACUAGAAAAUUCUAGCCCUCUACGUAAACUAUCACCGAAAAUGGACUGCGCUGGAAUUCUACGGAUGGAUGGGCGGAUUGGAGCUGCACGUUUCGUGUCGUAUGAUACCAAAUUCCCCAUAAUCCUUCCCAAAAAUCAUUAUGUUACCGCUCUUAUCCUGGACUGGUAUCAUCGACGAUAUGCACAUGGAAACAACGAGACUGUCGUUAACGAAGUCAGACAGAAGUUUCAUAUCUCCAGCUUGAGGAAUGCGAUCCGUACUACCGCAAAGAACUGCAUGUGGUGCACCGUGAACAAAGGCUCUCCUCGAGUACCUCGAAUGGCAUCCCUUCCGGAAUGCCGCCUUGCAGCAUACGUUCGACCAUUCACCUUUGUUGGAGUGGAUUAUUGCGGCCCGUAUUUCGUUCGUAUUGGUAGAAGCAACGUGAAAAGAUGGGUGGUUCUAUUCGUGUGCCAAACAGUUCGAGCUAUACAUCUUGAAGUGGCUAGUAGUCUAUCGACAGACUCUUGCAUCUUGGCGGUUAGACGCUUCAUUGCGAGAAGAGGCGCUCCGAUGGAGAUCUAUAGCGAUCAAGGCACCAACUUCCAAGGCGCAAACAAGCAACUGAAGAAUGAGUUACGGAAAAUCAACAGGACACUGUCAGACACUUUCACCAACCGAGAUACGUUGUGGCGUUUUAACCCUCCAUCGACCCCACAUAUGGGUGGUUCAUGGGAACGGUUAAUUCGUUCUGUUAAGAUCGCUUUGAAUACCCUAUCUACUUCUAAAACUCCUAGUGAAGAAACCUUCCAAACUAUACUGAUCGAAGUGGAAGCGAUGGUCAAUUCUAGGCCAUUAACCUAUGUUCCCCUGGUAACUGAAAACGAAGAAGCUUUAACACCGAAUCACUUCCUUAUGCUGAGUUCGAGUGGAACAGUUCAACCGGCAAAACAACCUGUAGACAUAUCCAAAACUUUGCGCACCAACUGGGGCCAUGUUCAGGAGGCCCUCGAUAGGAUGUGGAAAAGGUGGAUACGCGAAUAUCUGCCAACAAUCAGUCGCCGAACGAAAUGGUUCAAGGAGUCUAAACCACUGCAAACCGGUGAUCUAGUGAUAAUCGUUGAUGAAGGAGUCAGAAACAGCUGGGUACGUGGUAAGGUACUUCGGACAUAUCCAGGAAAGGACGGAAGAGUACGUGUUGCUGAUGUACAGACGAGUGGUGGAGUGUUGCAACGUGCAGCGGCUAAGUUAGCAGUCUUGGACAUCGCCGGAAGUGGUACAGCUGAAGGAAGCCUCCAGCAAUACGAGUCGGGGAAUGUUGGCGAUAGCCCUACCUUGUAUUGAUUAACCCUGCAUCCUUCACCGUCUAACGUCAUUCAGUGUAUACUUGUGAGGGAGAUGUUGGGAAGACUGACGUUUAGAUAUAGCAGUCAAAACACUAUUGAACUAGAAACCUAUUGAUACACGUGAAUUAAACUAAAAUUUGAUUAUUUUGAAUUCCUAAAACUACUAUUUGUGCUUAAAAUUAAUCGUUGUUCUUAUUCUACGUAAGUAAAACUGUAUUACACAAUCACGAACAUGUACUUAAUACUAAAUUGUUAAAACUAGGUAAUCAACGAGCACAAACGUAGAGCUGCUGUACGGUGAAUUUAUUUACAAUUAAUGGACUAAAAUCUGUAAGUAAAAACUGACUGCACACUUGAACUUAUGCUAAAAUAAAACCUAUUUACAGCUUAAAGCUAAUCCUACAGUAAAAGUGGAGUGCUAAAUAGAAGUCCGAAAGUUUUUGAGUCGUAAAAUUCACCUGUCAGCCAACAAGC